AACAAGAUGGGAGUCAUGGCAGUUCUUAUGCUGCCCCUGCUACUCCUGGGGAUCAGUGGCCUCCUCUUCAUUUAUCAAGAGGUGUCCCGGCUGUGGUCCAAGUCGGCUGUGCAAAACAAAGUGGUCGUCAUCACUGAUGCCAUCUCAGGACUGGGCAAGGAGUGUGCACGAGUGUUCCACACUGGUGGGGCAAGGCUGGUGCUGUGUGCCAAGAACUGGGAAAGAUUAGAGAGCCUUUAUGAUGCCUUGAUCAGCGUAGCUGACCCCAGCAAGACCUUUACCCCAAAGCUGGUCCUCUUGGACCUCUCAGACAUCAGCUGUGUCCAGGAUGUGGCCAAAGAGAUCCUGGACUGCUAUGGUUGUGUGGACAUCCUCAUCAACAAUGCCAGCAUGAAGGUGAAGGCACCUGCCCAAAAGAUUUCUCUGGAACUCGACAAGAAGAUCAUGGAUGCCAAUUACUUUGGGCCUAUCACACUGACCAAAGCCCUGCUUCCCAACAUGAUCUCCCGGAGAACUGGCCAAAUUGUGUUAGUGAAUAACAUCCAUGGGAAGUUUGGAAUCCCGUUCCGUACAGCUUAUGCUGCCUCCAAACACGCUGUGCUAGGAUUCUUUGACUGUCUCCGGGCGGAAGUGGAGGAAUUUGACGUUGUUGUUAGCACCGUGAGCCCGACUUUCAUCCGGUCAUAUCCAGGGCAGGGAAACUGGGAAUCUUCCAUUUGGAAAUUUUUUUUCAGGAAACUGACCUAUGGGGUACACCCUGUAGAGGUGGCUGAAGAGGUGAUGCGCACUGUAAGGAGGAAAAAGCAAGAAGUCUUCAUGGUCAAUCCCAUCCCCAAGGCUGCCAUGUAUAUACGCACCUUCUUCCCUGAGUUGUUCUUUGCUGUGGUGUCUUGUGGGGUGAAGGACAAGCUCAAUGUCCCAGAGGACAAUUAACUACAGGGGGC
Molecule: messenger RNA, 944 nt
Organism: Orycteropus afer afer
Lineage: Eukaryota; Metazoa; Chordata; Mammalia; Tubulidentata; Orycteropodidae
Source: RefSeq, a predicted model, not a curated record